This is a messenger RNA of Prionailurus viverrinus (fishing cat), 3671 nucleotides long. RefSeq names its product chromosome A2 C19orf53 homolog (gene CA2H19orf53). The record is from RefSeq and is a predicted model, not a curated record. The coding region runs from base 40 to 339 and encodes 99 amino acids. Lineage: Eukaryota; Metazoa; Chordata; Mammalia; Carnivora; Felidae. The transcript has 3 exons.
UUUUCUCGCGGCCCCGCCUCUUCCGGUGCGUGCCGCAUCAUGGCGCAGGGGCAGCGCAAGUUCCAGGCGCGGAAGCCGGGGAAGAGCAAGGCGGCGGCGGCGGCCUCCGAGCGGAACCGAGGCCCGAGGAAGGGUGGUCGUGUCAUCGCCCCCAAGAAGGCACGCAUCGUGCAGCAGCGAAAGCUCAAGAAGGACCUGGAGGUCGGGAUCCGGAAGAAGAUCGAACAUGACGUGGUCAUGAAAGCCAGCACCAGCCUGCCCAAGAAGCUGGCGCUGUUGAAGGCCCCCGCCAAGAAGAAAGAGGCAGCCUCUUCCUCCUCCACCAAGACGCCUUCCUAAGGACACCAGCCCAGUGGAGGCCAUCGGCACAGCCUCCGUGCUCAGAUCCAUGCCGGGGACCCCGCAGGUGGCACCGCAAGGAGGAGCUGAGCUCUCCCGAGCCUUGGGUUCGCGCACCUCGAGUUUCCUUGGGGAAAGAGUAGGUGAGCCCAAGAGUAGGUGAGCCGCGGACCUGAAACGCCCCGGUCAGACUCCCGGGGCCCGAAGAACGCCGGAAGCGGAGGAAAUGUCCGCCGGUUUCUUGUGUCCCUGUCCCCCUCCUCGGUUCUUCCCUCCACUGGUUUAACCCAGAGCAAUAAACCUGACCGCCGUUCCUCCCGCAUGCCAUUCACGUGCUCCUGUGAGUGGGCCGUUUCUGGAGCUGGCGCCUCGGUGCCCCGACCCAGGCCGGUCCCGGCGGCUUCCACCGGAGACCGGCUGUGUGCCCGGGGAGGGACGGAGAGGCUUCUGCACCUUCAGCCCAGGAGCCGAAGAAGAGGCUUUUCGUCCCUCACCCCCUGGGCCGUUCCCACCAGCUUCCUCGCUUACCUGACACCCCCUGCAGGCAUGCCCAGGUCACUGCCUCUGCCAGAGGCCAGCCAGGCGUCCCGGGGAGCUCCUUUCCCGCCUGUGUGACAGGGUGACGCCACCCGGUAGGGUCUCCGUGCCGGGUAAGCCCGGACGCGCGCGUCAGCUGCUCGAGGCCACCUCGAUGUUUAGUCCUGACGGCUCAUACGUGUGCGGCGCUGCGAGUGGCCCAGGCGCCGUGCCAGCGCUUUCCGUGCCAGCCCAGCCCUCGUGAUGCCCAGGCUAGGUGGUGUAAAUGCUACCGAGCAGGGAUGUGCACAGCCGCUAACGGGGUCCCCGAUCCCCGCUGCCUCCCCUGCUCCCUCCUGGGUCCCUCCUCCUUCGGUCAUUGUUUGCGGUCCUGCUGGACCACACGGUGCCUGCGAAUCAGCCAAGAGCUUGUCGGCCUUCUUCCCGCACCCCCAGCACCCCCGCCAUGCCCCAGGGGUGUGGGGAGCAGGUCACAGCUGACGGACUCGGCUGCGGUCUGGGUGACACUGAGCUGCUGUCCAGGGGAGGUGGUGGCACCUGUGGGUGCAGUCGGCCGCACGUGUGGGUGACCGAUCCCCCGGUGGCCUGUCCUUUCCCGGCCAGCCUGACCCACCGCUGGCAGCUUUUCUCGAUCCCGUGGAGUGGUGGUCAAAAUUUUUUGAACGACUAAAAUUUUUCUGCACAGUAGGGGACGACCGCCGUGGAGAACGGUCUGGUGGCCCCUCGCUCAGUAAGUUCAGCGUAGAAUUACCCACGACCCGGCCGUUCCACUCCCGGGCGCGCGCCCAAAAGGAUUGAGGACGGGGGCCUGACCAACGGCUCGGACGUGAGCGUUCACAGCACUGCCAGUUUCAGUCACCAGAAGACAGAAACGGCCCAGAUACCCCUGAGCAGACGGAGGAUAAAGGGCGUGUUUGCGCGACGGAGUCACAUUCUGCCGCGAAGGUACAAAGCGCCAGCUCGCUGCCUCGUUGAACCUCGAGUCCACGCUCCGGGAGAGGAGGCCGCUGUGAAAGGCCACGUGCUGUAUGCUCUCGUUUAUGGGAGACGUGCCAAAUGGGCCAGCCCACAGAGAACCAGAAAGCAGAUGGGUGGUUCUUGGGGGACCCGGGGAGGGGGGGGUGUGGGGUCCACCAUUGGACGCUGGGGUCACGUCCUGCAGGAAGAAAAGGUUUGCAGGGGCGGCUGCUUAACGUGGUGAACGUGCUGAAUGCCGCUGAGCUGUGUGCUUUUUUUUUUUCUAAGUUUGUUUUGAGAGAGGGGGAGAGAAUCCCAAGCAGGCUACACACUGUCCGUGCAGAGCCCUAUGCGGGCCUCGAUCUCAGGAACUUGAGAUCAUGACCCGAGCCAAAACCAAGAGUCUGAAUGCUUAACUGACCCAGCCACCCAGGCUCCCUGAACUACUCUUUUAAUUGACAGAUUUUGUUUGUGAGCAGUUUCACAUACACAAAAAUUGUAAGUUACGACUUGAACGAUCAGGGCUGGGGCACCUGGGUGGCUCUUUUUUUUUCUUUCUUUUUUUUUUUUUUAAGUUUAUUUUGAGAGAAACAGAAAUAGCACAGCUGGGGGAGGGGCAGAGAGAGGGAGAGAAUCCCAAGCAGGCUCCACUCCGUCAGCCUGGAGCCCUACGCAGGCUCCCCGAUCGAUCGAGAGCUCGUGACCUGGGCGGAAACCAAGAGCCACUCAGGUGCCCCACGCGUCCAACUCUUGAUCUCAGCUCAGGUCUCGAUCCGAGGGUUAUGAGUUCAAGCCCCACGCUGGGCCUGAAGCCUACUAUUCAAAAAAAAAAAAAAGAAAAGAAAAGAAAAAUUGGGACUUGUGGCAACAGGACCCAAAUUUGAUGCAAAGACUAGUUUGGGGUUUCCCCGGAUCCAGCACUCAGGUUUCUGGGGGGGGGGGGGGAGGAGGCUGGAGGGCAGGCCUGGGGUUGGGAGUCUGAUCCUCGGGGCACGCCCCACCUUGAGCCCCAUUUGGUCAACCUGGGCGCCCCUGCCAUCUGGUCACAGCACGGUGGUUUAUCCCCUAAGCAGACAGCGAGCGGCUUCUGCCUUUUGAGAGGAAGCCACAUUGGCCGCCGGGCAUUUGUUGUCUACCUACUGUGUGCCAAGCACGGCUAGGUAGAGCUGAGAACUGGCAUUCUAGUGGAGAGAACAGAAAACAAACCUCAGGCUGGCCACCGCCCCCUUGUCUCCCGUCCUGCCUCCUGCUGUGGUUCCCUCCACCUCCCGGAUGCCGCCUCCGGGAGCCCCUCUCAGCCCUCCCGCACCUCCACCCCCAGGAGUGGUCACUGUGCUCCGCUCCAGACUUUUCUCCUUUGCUCCUUUGUUCACUGCUGAGUCUCCCAACACCUAGGAAGGUGCACAGUAGGUGUUCAUUGAAGGAAGGAAGUAAUGUAUUGUUUCUUUUUUUUUUUUCUUUUGCAAGGAAAAUUUUGCAUUUCAAUGAAUCAGUUCUGGUUAUUCAGUGCAUCAUCUCUAUACAACACACCCUUCCGGGUUAAUCUGAUUCAUAGCAUUGUCUUUGAACUCUCGGCUCUGUAAAUUGUAAGCAAUUGAUAGCAAUAUAAAACCACCCUUAUCUGUAGACGUGCAAAUCCCAUCCGGUCCGGGAGAGGUUUCUUUGACAACCCUCCUCCCCUGUGGAAAAAAACAAUUUGCCCCCGUCUGCACGUGGAUUUGGGUAAAUAGUCUGAUAUGUAAAAGUGUCUGGUCUCCAGACUCUCUUUCGAACCGCGUAGAACAUCUGCCUGCUUCCCACGUGAGCUCAAUAAACGUUUUAACACGUGUCCGUCUUUA